AUGCGGUGGGUCCAAAAUGUAGCUUACAUGGCUUAACUGAUGGACAACUGUGAUAUUUCCACUGGACAUGCAAAUACAUGUCACCCUCAGCCAUAGCUACCACCUAUGAUACCGCUAUGACACUUGUGAUACCGCUAUGACACCGAAGAUACCGCUGUGACACCUAUGAUACUACUGUUUACGGUAAGCAGAUUAGCGGCUACAGGUAAACAGUACAAAAGGACCGUAUGCUCAAAACAUGUGACAUAUAACAUGUGUAACCGUUCUAGAUAGACAGACAUAUCGAAGGACACUGUUUAGGAGGGACCCUAGUACAUAGUGUACGGUUUUCAAAAAUGAUGAUCGCAUUUACAGUUUUCGUAUUGAUGUGUGCGUUGUCAGAUGCACAGUUCUUUACUAAGCUCCCAUCUCCGUCGACGACACCGAUACCGACCACCGUUUCCUUGCCGAAGUUGCCAACUACGACACUGGAUGCAACUACACCAUGGGGUUCAACUACACCACGGGAAGACACAACACUCCAGGGAGAAACCACACCACAGCUGCAGGAGGAAACUACACAAGGGGUUUCAACUACACCAGAAGAAUCAACCACCAUACAACAGGAAGAAACUACACCACGGAGAGUAACAGCCGGAAGCAGUACCCCAGAUGCCGCGACCGUCACAGUCACAGCUCCGCCGGGUACCGAGAGUACCACGGGCUACAGCAGUCCUUCCGUACAAGGCCUGCAGACAUGGGAAAUCGCCCUUAUUGCAGUGGGGGCAAGUCUGGGCGGUAUACUCAUCAUUGGAGGAGUUGGAUAUGGCAUCUACAAAGCAUGUGGGAAACGUAAAAGCGCUCGAGUUGGUUCUCAGCAUGAGAUGGAGUCACAUGAAGAACAGAGACAGAUUGAGAGCGGCUCCAGACAACGGCUGUCCCCGUCAGCUUCGUGAAUUACCUGCCCUGGCUGACCGACAUGACACACUGAACAGGACACAAACAUGGCGUCUGUACCAUGUCAGUAACGUUUCACAUGAGAACGUCUUAUUUGUCAAUUUGACAAUGCUGUGAAUCUAAAGAGUAGUUACCAUGUUGUAUCUAAGGUUGUUUUACAUUGCU
This is a messenger RNA of Branchiostoma belcheri (Belcher's lancelet), 1101 nucleotides long. Its product is annotated as platelet glycoprotein Ib alpha chain-like. Bases 336 to 935 code for a protein of 199 amino acids. Lineage: Eukaryota; Metazoa; Chordata; Leptocardii; Amphioxiformes; Branchiostomatidae. The transcript has 2 exons. The record is from RefSeq and is a predicted model, not a curated record.